AUGUCCUCCAUCAACCGUCGCGCCACAGACUCGCUCGACCUCUCUUUGGCAGAGGAUUCGAGUCCGGUCGACUCCCCGGUUGGGUUCUGUAACCCAGACGCGCUCAACGACGAGGCCAAAAGCCUCGCUUACAUCAAUGGAUCCAAACGCAAGCCCAGAGGUGUGACGAGCCGCGAGGCGCUCUCCGGCGGCGAAGCAGGCGUUACCGCCGCGGAACCUACCACCGUUGGCCCGGGGCAGGCCAGAAAUGAGUCGAGCGGUGACGCGAACACUCACAACGGCUGCUUACCUCCACCUUCGUCCCUGUCCAGAGCGCUCGCUUUGGUCAAGGAACUUGUUUGCAAGUUACACGCGUAG
This is a messenger RNA of Peniophora sp. CBMAI 1063, 357 nucleotides long. NCBI's taxonomy places the organism in Eukaryota, Fungi, Basidiomycota, Agaricomycetes, Russulales, Peniophoraceae. The record is from the annotation of a GenBank genome assembly.